ACAAAGCCUGAACUGAUCGUCCGUUGAGAGGGCAGCAGAAAUCCAGGAGCGCAAGGCGGCAGAGUAAGGCAGCCAAUUGGCUUUACUACUGGCUGGCAAGGAAAUGGGUCACCAAGGCCACGUUGUAGACACGAUGGUUCAGAUGACCAAUCGUCUGAAAGGUGAAUUAGAAGCCCUGCCCUCACCCCAGGCGCAGGUCGGCGACAGGCGCCCUCCUCCUUGCCGCAUCAUCGUCGGCAAGGUCCGCGACCAAACGCGUAACGUCGACAAGGAAGAGUACGACCCUGACCACCUCGCCAUCGGCCCGUACAACUACCCGCGCCGGCACCUCGCCAUGGAGCGCGAGAAGCUGAUGAGCCUGAAAAUGGUGCUCACGGCUGCCAGGGCUCGGAGACCCGGGACGCCGGUGGAGGUGGACAUGUACGUCAACGAGCUCAAAUGCCUGGAGGAAUCUGUGAGGAAGUGCUACGACAACACGUUUCCUGACAUAAAGAGCGAGCAAUUCGUGCGCAUGCUCCUCCUCGACGGCUGCUACAUACUCUCCUGCCUGGUCGACCUCCAACCCCGUUCACAACCCAUGGACGAUGCUGCGUCGGGGACUGCAAAUGCAGGCGUCCUGGCAGCGAACGGGGCCGAGGCGCCGGCGACUACAAAUGCAGGAGUCCUUUCAGCAGCGAACGUGGCGGAGUCGCCGAGGACUGCAAAUGCAGAUGCAGGCGUCCUUUCAGCAGCGAACGGGGCGGAGGCGCCGAGGACUGCAAAUGCAGACGUAGGCGACGUGUCAGAGAGGAGGGUCGAGGUCGAGGCGCUGACCGUGCUCCGCGAUGUGUUCUACCUUGCAGAGAACCAGAUACCUUUUUUUGUCCUUGGGAAGAUUGGGGAUCUGACGGGUUUGGAAGGUAACAAUGGCGUGAUUACAGAGGCUGCCAAGUAUGCUCUCAAUCUUAUGAGGGCACAAAAGUACGAAAUGGCCGCGUCGGCAUCGGAGCCGACGGUGCCAGGUAAUCUUCUCCAUCUUCUUCACAUGUACUUGAAGCCUGCACGGUCCAUCUCUCCUGCUGCACCAGUCAGCGGGACCGUGCGCCGGUGGCGCUCAGCGACGGAUUACUACUUCGCCGGGGUGGUUUUCAAGCGUCGAGAGAUGAGCCAGACAUGGUGUUCAAGAACCGGGGUGAUGCUCGCACCACGUUGCAUCCUCGACGUGAAGCUGAGCAGCGGCGGUGGCACGCUGGAGGUCCCCGUCCUCGACAUCGACGCCGAGACAUGGCGGCUGCUGCGCAACCUGAUGGAGCUGGAACAGCGGAACCGGGAGACGGUCGGGAGCGACGUCACGGCGUACUGCGUGUUCAUAUCCCAGGUGGCCUGCACCUCAAAGGACGUGGAGCUGUUGACGAAGAGCGGGGUCAUCGUGCAUGGCCAGGGCAACAACGACGAGGUGGCCAAAUGCUUCGCCGACCUCUGCAAGGGGAUCAUAUUUGACCCUGAUGACCCCGACUGCAACUACCUACGGGAGACAUGCAAGAAGCUGGAGAAGCGUUUCCAUAGCCACCCGCAGAGGUGGAUGGCGUGGCUGAGGCGGAACUACUUCAGCAACCCUUGGCUCGCCGCCGGGCUCCUGGCUGCUGUCAUUGGACUAGUUUGCGCUAUCAUCCAGGCAGUGUACUCUGUUUUGAGCUACAAGCAUGGAUGAAAUUAGCAAUCUGAUCGAACAUCAUGUGCGAUAUUGCAUGUAGACUUGGAUAAAACUAGUAUGCUGUGUAGCGAAUUGUGGCAGGUUCACUAGCUAGAUCACCGUUUGAAGGACGUGGUAUUUCUAUUGUUUCUAGUUUUACAUAUUUGCUAGCAAAAUUCUGGAAAUAAAAAUAUGCAAUAUUAAGGCGUGUUA
Messenger RNA from Hordeum vulgare subsp. vulgare (domesticated barley), 1885 nucleotides. RefSeq lists its product as uncharacterized. Lineage: Eukaryota; Viridiplantae; Streptophyta; Magnoliopsida; Poales; Poaceae. The record is from RefSeq and is a predicted model, not a curated record. The transcript has 2 exons. The coding region runs from base 104 to 1690 and encodes 528 amino acids.